AUGGUGAAGUUUGUGGAGUGUACCAAUUGCCACACAACCUUACAACUCCCUAAUGGUGCUCAGUCAAUACGCUGCGCAGUCUGCUCCGCAGUGAUGACUGACACAACCGGACCUCGGAGGAGGACCCAAUUAUCAUCGUACAUGAAUAACUAUUUCCUUAUGUCCGGCCACGGGAGACCCGCGGCCGAACAGAGGAUUCAACCCCCUCCAGCUUUUGGCCGGAAGAGGGCUUUGAUUAUUGGAAUUACAUAUAAAAAAACUAAAUAUGAGCUCAAGGGAUGCAUCAAUGAUGCUAAAUUUGUCACUGUCAGCAGAAAAGAAGGAAGAGAUUCACACAGAAUUCCAACUAUACCAAACAUAAGGCGGGCAAUUUACUGGCUUAUGCAAGGUGUUCAAGCAGGGGAUUCUCUGGUGUUCCAUUUUUCUGGUCAUGGCUUACAAAAAAGGAGCUACACUUCAGAUGAAAUUGAUGGUUAUGAUGAAACACUUUGCCCCUUGGACUAUGAAACAAAAGGAAUGAUUGUUGAUGAUGAACUAAAUGCAACACUUGUUAGGCCUCUUCCUCGCGGUGCUAAGCUUCACGCCAUCAUAGAUGCCUGUCACAGUGGUACUAUGCUAGAUUUACCAUUUUUUUGUAGGAUGGACAGAACUGGACGAUAUGUGUGGGAAGACCAUCGUCCUCGAUCAGGAGUAUGGAAAGGAACAAGUGGAGGAGAGGCUAUAUCUUUCAGUGGUUGUGAUGAUCAUCAAAAAUCAGCAGAUACAGAUGUAAAAUUCACUUUUCCAUCUAAAGUUUUAGAUCUUCUUGAAAUGGAACUUAGUGUAAAUCAACCUAAGCAAAGCCAAUUGAAUGACUUGCUACUUGAUGACAGAGUUUGUCUAAGGUCAUUUCAACUGGUGCAAUGA
Solanum dulcamara is the source of this 906-nucleotide messenger RNA. Its product is annotated as metacaspase-1-like. Lineage: Eukaryota; Viridiplantae; Streptophyta; Magnoliopsida; Solanales; Solanaceae. Bases 1 to 906 code for a protein of 301 amino acids. The transcript has 4 exons. Gene Ontology annotation, molecular function: cysteine-type endopeptidase activity. The record is from RefSeq and is a predicted model, not a curated record. Gene Ontology annotation, biological process: proteolysis.